This is a messenger RNA of Blastomyces gilchristii SLH14081, 2643 nucleotides long. RefSeq lists its product as uncharacterized. The record is from RefSeq and is a predicted model, not a curated record. Bases 1683 to 2213 code for a protein of 176 amino acids. Lineage: Eukaryota; Fungi; Ascomycota; Eurotiomycetes; Onygenales; Ajellomycetaceae. The transcript has 3 exons.
CUGGAGCAAUUUUGAGUCUCAUGAACAAUAUAGUAAAUAUAUAGAAAGAUUCAGGCUCGUGCUAUCCGGGAUAAUUACCCUUUCCCCAUUGAAGCGCUCAUUGGCCUAGCGGAACCCGCUACCCUGUCUAUCACGCAUCUUCAACAGCAAGGGUGGUUAUAUCAAGAUGUACACCUCAGUGUCCAUCCCUUCAUUUCCUAUUGAUUUCGCCUGAAGGCGGGAUAUACAUGAAAACCGAGGUCAUAUUUUUCUUAAUAUGAGUCACUCGCUAGUCACGGCUGCGUCUUUUGAGCCUUUAACAUGUCCGAUCUGCGUUCCAGUGCUCUCAAACCACACCGGCAACCUCAGCCUAAUCAACGAAAAUACCAACUAGAUCGACGCCCUGAGGUCCUUGAAGGCAUCAACGCUCCCUCCAAGAAUAGAUUCAACGUCAGACAUAAGAGAUGGAACAAACCAAAAAGUAAUAAACGAAUGAGAUGAUGUGAUCCCAAAGCCAGUCCUCACCUGCAAGUAAUACGCAUGUUCCCACAUGUCUAUCCCAAAGAUAGGCACCUCAUCCUUCGCGACGAUAUCCUGGUCAUGUGUUGUGACGAUAGCCAACGGCCCCUGGGUUCCCUGGCGAACCAACCAAGCCCAUCCACUCCCUCGAAUUCCCAGCAACGCCUCACUGAAUUUCUGCCGGAAUACACCAUCAUCUUCUCCCCACCGCUGCCGAAUUGCCUCCCAUAGCUUCGGCGCCGCGUCGACCUUGGUUUCAGGGGCUCCCAAAGGGGCCAGGUUGGCCCAGAAGAGCGAGUGAUUGAUGUGUCCACCGGCGUUGAAACUGAUUAUAGCGUGCAGAUUAACCUGAUCGCGAAUGUUUCCUGCCUUUAUCGCCUCCAUCUGGUCUUGAAGCGCUUUGUUGAGGUUUGCCACGUAGGUGUUAUGGUGCUUGGCAUGGUGAAGUUCCAUUAUUUGCGUGGAAAUGACGGGCUCGAGAGCCUAGUAUCGAGAAGUUUUUUUUUUUUUGAUAUCCCGAGUUUAGCCCUACCGCAGAUGCUGCCGCAAGGCGGGAAGGGGCAAAAAAGUUCUUUACUUACAUCGUAGGCAAAAGGGAGGGGUGGAAGAGAAUAUGUCUGGGCCAUGGUUGAGACCAGGGGUGAAAUGUGUAGAAAAUGGGUUAUAGGGUUGUUUGUGCGUGAGAUAUACUGAGAAAUGGGGCAUACAGACGUUUAUGGAAUGGGAAACAGAUGAUAUUAUCUACGCAGAAUCUCAAUCAAUAUACUCCGUACUGUUAGAGAGGUUUCUCCAUUCAGCGAGUUAAUUUGCUCACUGUGUGCCUGAUCUAAGAUAAAGUUCAGAAAUGUGCUCAAACCCCCUUAACGCAUCUUAAAUAGUCUACCAUGGUACUCAUACAUCAAGAGUCAAAGUGGAGAUAUACAGAACAUCCUUUUGCAGAUCCAGCACGCCAGGGAAAGGGCGGAGGGCGGAGGGCGGAGGGCGGAGGCGGAGGCGGAGGCGUUGAUAUGUGAUAUAUACAGACAGACAGGAAUGUAAUCAUCCCCCUUUCUCUCUCGCAAUCAACGAUAGCUACAUGAAAUCUCUCUCCCUCUUAUUUAUACGCUUCCCUUUCAUUCGACCCUCAUCUCAUUACCUCAAACAUAACUACGAAUAUCCGCCAUUAGACGGCGCUGCAUAAGAAUAUGUGCAACGGGUUUUCCUCGAGAACCAGCCAGGGAGGAGCCACAGCCUUCCUUCGACCCCUAAUCACGGAAGCAGACGAAACAGCAAGCAACAGUGUCCUAUUCGACUACCAGGUCACUCUCCGUGAACACCACACUGCUGAAAGGGAGGCGAUUCACUUCUAUAUCAAUAGGCCAACGGGCGAACAGGCAGAACAAAGGCAGAUCCAACCCUUUCCGGUAGAGACUUUUAGAGCCUACUGGGUUGAAAUACAUCCCGACGGCGACCUAACACCCUCUGAAUCCCGAGACGCACUCCCGCCCCUCCACCGCUUCCCACUCCAGAAUCUAACGCGGCCGGAAGAUCUUGAGGCCUCACCCACAGCUCUAGCCAGUAUGAAACUCAUAACUGGUCAGAAGAAGAUGGGUGGCAACUCGACGGUACGGAAGUUGCGACUUGAUACGUGCGAGAUGGGGGUGAUUGGGCGGCGGAUGUUGAUUGUUAAUGCGACAGGGGUGAGAGUUGCGGAGGGCGUUAUUGGGUGGAAUUGAUGUUUAUUGAGUGCAUAAGGUUGAUAUCCAGAGGUCGGGUUUUGGGAGGAAGUAGUGGAGCCAUGAGCAAAUAUGCGCAUGUUGACAAGGGAGUUCACCAGGCGUUGGCGGCGUUGGCGGCGUUUUUUUAUGCGGUUUGCCUUGGAAGAUUUUGUUCCUACUUCUAUCUUUACUCGUCAUUAAAUAUUAACUACCUUAUUUUCUACUCAAUUUUCUCAACGGGGUCGAGAGAAAUGGCAAUUUCUUUUCUAUUUGAAUGCAGGUUAAAGCUUAGGAAAUUUAAUAGAAUGGGACUCUAGAUUUCUGCCUUGAGUUUUUGGUUGCCUGAAUACAAUAGGAUACUCGCCCCUCCCAGGAGCGCAUGUCAUUUUGUUUAGGAACCAGGUCAAUCUCAAUCUAAGUCUUCAAGGCCGUUGCUCUUAACCUAGAG